AUGGAUAAUGAGGCGGACGAGUCGACCAGAGGAAGUGCAGGAGAUGCGAGGACACAGAGAGAGGAGGAUUUGGCAGCUAUGAAUGGUGUGCUUGAGGAGAUGGUGGAAGAAUUUCAAGCCUUGGAUGAGAUGUCGGAUGAGGACGAAGAAGAAGAAGAAGAAGGAGAUGAUGACGAGGAGUAUUUGGACGGCGAGGAGGGACUGGAAGAGCUUGAAGAAGAUAGCGAGUAUGAGCUUGCUUUGAAUUCUGAAGAGGAAGGCGCGCUAAUGGAACAGCUUCAAGGUGGCGAGGGUGAUGAUGAUGGCAACGAUGACGAUGACGAUGACGAGGAGGAGGGCAGUAGCGAGGAUGAUCUCGAGAUGCAAAGUGCAGAAGCGGGUGAGGGGUCCGCAGGAGCAGGCGAGGGCCAAGAUGCAGAGCACACAACGACCAUCGACCUCAAUGAGUUACUCGCCAUGCUCUCGGCUCGUCGGAAUGCGGCCACUCAGGCUGGAACAGCAGGCGCAGCCACGAACCCGAUCGGAAGAGGCAGCCUUUUGCAGCUCUUGGCUGGUGCGAUGUCUGGCAGACGAAGAGGCGCUGCGUUUGCUCGUGACGACGAUGACGACGAAGAAGAAGAAGAUGACGAUGACGAUUACUACCCGUACGGCGCCCGCGCACGAAGACCAAGACCAGGAGAACUCUGGACUAAAUGCGAGGAGCCAAUAGAAGAUGGGCAGGAGCUUGCCAGGAGCGGGGCAUUUUCGCGUCCCACUGCGAGAUCCUUCAAUCCCGAUCUCCGUAGCGCUUUUCAUCCCUCUUGCAACCUAGCAAGCAAGGUGCACGCCCGUAACGCUGCAAGGAAGCCCGUCACGAAGUCAGAUUUGAGCAGACACGUCCCAAACACAAAUGGCACGGAAGUGGCAAAGUAUCCUGCCCGGGUGUACUGUGGACAGUACUCUGAUGACAGUAGCUUCUUCUACACAUGCGAUCAAGAUUUCAAAGUGCACAUCUACGACACUUCGGUAGCACCUCAGAAACAUGCUCGCGCGGUUACCAGCACAGGUGGCGGUGGCGGUGGCGGUUGGAGAGGUCGAACAUAUGAAGAGACGCACGAGACGAGCUUGAAAGUCAUCAAGACCAUCAAUGGACGUGCAGGUCAGUGGACCAUCACUGAUGCGCACCUGUCUCCCAACAAUGCGUGGAUGAUCUACUCGUCUAUUACACCAUUCGUCUACCUGGUGCCUACACGAGUGGACGAACAGCAGUCCGGCAGCCAGUCCGACAAGCAGGUGCUGCUCGACUUCAGCGGAGGAGACGAUGAUGCAGGGGUGAGAUAUCGCAGAGACGGAAUCUGGUCCAUUCGCUUUAGCGGCGACUCGAGAGAGAUCGUCGCUGGAGCCAAUCAGGGAUCUAUCAGCGUAUUCGACAUAGAAGCUCGCAAGCGAGUACUGCGCAUUCAAGCUCACUAUGAUGAUGUUAACGCCGUCGCAUUUGCGGACGCGGGAAGCAGCAACGUCCUCAUCAGCGGCAGCGACGAUUCGUUUGUCAAAGUGUGGGACCGACGAUCACUUUCUGGCGGGAAACCUGCUGGUGUCUUGCCUGGUCAUACCGAGGGCAUCACCUAUGUCAGUCCGAAGGGCGAUGGAAGGUAUUGCAUUUCCAACGGCAAAGACCAAAGCGUGAAGCUCUGGGACCUCAGACAUAUGUCUAGCAGUUCCGACUUUGAUUCAGACCCAGUAUCCAACUACGACGUCGGCGUCAGCAAUUGGGACUAUCGCAAUAUGACCUACAAGAAACCACGACAUCAGCGACGUCCAAAUGAUAGAUCGAUCAUGACGUAUAGAGGUCAUAGUGUCUUGCACACCCUGAUCCGAUGUCAUUUCUCCCCGAGCGCUACCACUGGCCAGCAGUACAUCUAUUCAGGAAGCGCGGAUGGCAGGAUUCAUAUUUGGUCGUUGGACGGUCGAGUGGUUCAGGUGCUCGAUCGAAAUCUAAGUGUGCCCAUGCACCGCUCAACCCAUUCUGUCCGGGGGGAAGGACCACUGGCUGCCGAUCCAUCAGAGCCCGUGCUGGGGCAGUCCGAACUGCAAGAGCGAAGGCAAAACUCUGCGGGACGUCACCAGAGCCACGGAAUGGGCUGGGGCAGCACCGGUGGCGGAAGCACAGUUCGCGAUGUGAGCUGGCACUCCAGCGAGCCUAGCUUGAUGUCCACUAGCUGGGAACCUUCGGGCGGAAGUAUCGCGAAGCACGAAUGGAAAGCGUUUGGCACGAACGGCCUUGGCUUUGAAGACGCUGUCGAACAGACUCGCCUCGAAGCAAUGCGCGAAUAG
Messenger RNA from Ceraceosorus guamensis, 2313 nucleotides. RefSeq names its product WD40 repeat-like protein. Gene Ontology annotation, molecular function: protein binding. Gene Ontology annotation, biological process: proteasome-mediated ubiquitin-dependent protein catabolic process. The record is from RefSeq and is a predicted model, not a curated record. The transcript is spliced from 13 exons. Gene Ontology annotation, cellular component: Cul4-RING E3 ubiquitin ligase complex. Lineage: Eukaryota; Fungi; Basidiomycota; Exobasidiomycetes; Ceraceosorales; Ceraceosoraceae. The coding region runs from base 1 to 2313 and encodes 770 amino acids.